This is a messenger RNA of Anthonomus grandis grandis, 2202 nucleotides long. RefSeq lists its product as uncharacterized. The transcript is spliced from 4 exons. The coding region runs from base 1277 to 1804 and encodes 175 amino acids. NCBI's taxonomy places the organism in Eukaryota, Metazoa, Arthropoda, Insecta, Coleoptera, Curculionidae. The record is from RefSeq and is a predicted model, not a curated record.
UUCAAUAAGUGUUCAAAAUGUUGCCCGUUAGGGUUUGCCAAAUCUACAAUUCGUUUAUAAUUUAAAACGGAAACUACCUACAUAAACAGCAAUUCCGAAGAUUAGACGUGGAAAAAACUAAAUAAAUUAUGAAUUUUUUCCGUUAUCUUCAUCAACACAGAUAUCCUGGGCGAACUGUAUUUAUUGUUAUACCUGCUUAGUUACUUAUAGAAGAGGGAAACCUGAAAAAACUUCACACAUUAUCAAAGAGUGGUAUUUACAGAUUGCAGUGUGAUUCUUGUGAUUGCUCAUAUGUGGGACGCACUUGUAGACCCUUAAAAACACGCAUAGCCGAGCACUUAAGUAGACCCUCAAGACAUUUAUAUCACCAACGAGCUCAUAAAAAAUCUCUCUUGUUUAAAUAUACAAGUGAACCUUAACAGACCUUACGUUCCAUUACAUAGAAGACUCCACAAAUUUAAAAAAAAAUUUAUAAGCAUUGGCAACUUUCUAAUUUAAAAGUUCGCUUUACAUACUUAAAGGAUAACAACUUCCUUAUCCGAACAAAAAUUCACUGUUGUAGUCUAAUUUGUGUCACCAAUUUAUAACCAACUCGCCCUACCGCACAUCAUUUACGAUAAUGACAUCUAGACCGAUCUGUCGCUACUACCACUCUGAUAGGUUCGCAUAGUAUAAAUAUUAAUUUUAAAGUAAAGUUAACUGUAGGCUAACCUAAUUUGACACACAUUUUUUCCCGCCAUCUAAGAAACCACAAUAAAUGUAAACAAAACACAAGGAGACCAACGUUCUCCCCUUUUUAAAUCAGUGUUCUGUACAGUCUUAAGUGUCAAUGUUCAGUGUUCUGCAGUGGAAUUCUAAUUCAUGAUUUCGUGACAUCACGUAACGACUACGGACAAUUUGCGAUUCUAAUGCGUUAAAGGCACUCGAUACCUCUCGUUUUGAAAUGUCAAAUUAGUCGAGACCACCGGAGAUCCCGAUUAUGGAAAUCUAACCUCAAUUUUUUGAUGAGCGUCCGGCUUUUGCUUAAAAAAAACAUGUCAUUUAAAAUUAAUGAAAACCAUUUACGAGUAUUUGUGGAGUUUAUGGAAGAAAACCCGGAUUUAGCAAGAGGGAGGUUAUCUUGCUCCAAUGCAAAAGAACAAUUUAAGAGAUUAUGGGCAAAACUGGCCAAUAAUCUAAAUUCUCUUGGUUAUGGGACUAGAACUAUAGAAAAAUGGCAAAGGACGUGGUCUGACUAUAAACAGGGACUUAAGCUGCAGAUAUAAAAAGGGAGCGAAUGAAGACGGGGGCUGGGCCAGCAUAUCCUGAUAUGCUAUCAGAUACUGAUCAAAGAGUUAUCCUUAUUUUGGGAAAAACAUUUUUUGAAGGAUGUGGAGUGGAGGAGAAGGGUUUUGCUCAUGGAAAAUAUUAUCCAGAGGAAGAACCCGUUAGUGGUCCAUCGAGUGCUCCAUCAAGUAUAGUGGAUGCUCGGUUCAAUGGUAGUUUAUACAAUAGUGAAUACACACAGCCCGGACCCUCAAAUAUUUCUAUGCAGAUUCCUACAGAAAAUAAAGCAUUAGAAGAACAAACCAACAAGCCACGACCACAAAAAAGGAGUAUUUCACAACAGCUUCAUAUAGUCGAUCAUGAUUAUUUAGUCACACCAAGAACUAAAAGGCAAAAGGUUACUCCCACAAAUGAAAUCUAUUAUCAAGAGACAAUAAAUCUAUUAAAAAGUAUCGACAGUCAUUUAGAAACCCUAAAUCAUACCCUAAAUGAAAAAUUAGGCGAUAUAACAGAGGCCAGCAGACAGAGACACUCUUAAAGGAACUUUCACUUUUUAGGGAUGAUAUUCGACCUAACUUUACUCUACAAGACGAAAGAACUUUACUCUAUAACACAAGAUGUCAUUGUCACUACUAGUUGUAGUGACAAUGACAUCUUGUGUUCCUUUCUUAAUAAAAGCAAACUAUUACUGGUUAUUUUUUUAGCUUUAGAAUAUUUUUUUUAUUUAGAAUGUUGUUUUUGUUUUUACGUUUCUAGCCGCAAUAACAUGUGUUCCUAUAGAGUUAAGGUAAAGUAUUAAUGUGUAUUUUUUCUGCUACAGAAUAUAAAUAAAUCAUAUUUGUUUUUGUAGGUCUUUUUUUAUUAAGCAAAAUUUAACUUUUAAAGCAAAAAAAAAAUUAAAAAAAGAAAAAUAGCUUCAAAGUAUGUGUUAAAAAA